Molecule: messenger RNA, 1917 nt
Organism: Phytophthora nicotianae INRA-310
Lineage: Eukaryota; Oomycota; Peronosporomycetes; Peronosporales; Peronosporaceae
Exons: 1
Coding region: 1-1917 (638 amino acids)
Source: RefSeq, a predicted model, not a curated record
AUGAUACUCAGGUUACUUGCCAUCUUUGCAGUUUAUACCUCGACACGUGGAAAUAUCGUCUCAGCUUCGUCGAGGACACGCGCACUCAGCAGGAUAACAACACCGCCAUCAACACUACACGCAUCAGCACUCAGUAGUGCCCCAGCUUCGGAUAAUUUGACAACGAUUGGCUCGCCAGAAGCGACAGCACCUGCAUCUUCCUACAGGUCAUCGAGCGAUAGCGAUGAUGAUUCUCUGGAUUCAUUGGACAGCGGCUCGACAGAUAGUGAUGAUUCUUCGGACAGCGAUAAAGACUCAUGGGAUAGCGAUGAUGACAGUUCAGAGAGCGGCGAUGCGUCUUCGGAGCAGGAUGACGAGUCAGCAAUGUCGGACACGCUUUCUAAGGCUAUGAGUGCGGCUCUAAAGUUUGGAGGGGCUCUAAAUGCUACUAGCACGAUAGAGUCCACGUACGUCAACUGGGUUGGCACUGCGCUCGACACGUCGAAAACCACCGCGUGCUAUCGAGAAGCUCACAUCGCAAAGACGUGCCCAGUGGGGUUUAACGCCAAGCUUGGGACAUGCUGGGCGCAGUGUCCGUAUUCGUUUCCCGUACAAUGUGGAAUGGAGUGCAUCCGGCAGAAUGACGACUGUGCGCUCGAAGUCGUCACCAAGGUUUCAGCUUUGGCUCAAACGGUCCUAUCUCUCAUCACGUAUGACGUCUUCGGCAAGCUUUCGAAGUUGGCGCGAGCUGUGCAAGUGGUUAUCAAAUGUGCCAAAUACACGAUGGGACUGAUCAAGGCGUUGGCGAAAUAUGUUCGAAACAUCAUGGUAACCGAUCCACAGACUCCUCAAGACAAGCUACUUGCCAUGCUCUACCAGACAGACAAUGUCGUUGUCGAUAUUCCCAUCGCAGUGUCGUAUUGUGUCGGUCGAUCAGCGUCAGAUGAGAUCAAAUUCGUCGAUAGUGUACUGAUGACAGCAGAGUACGUUUUGAAGGAAGUCGUGGCCAAUGGAGCAGCUAUCCUUUCCAGUUGGGAGAAAUUCACAGGUUUUAUGAAGAAUAUCACGCUGGGGGACUCGUUCGAUUCUCUGAGUUCGAAGGACAUUAAAUCGUUAAAAUCCGCAUUGAAGUCCAAUUCUACCUGCGGUUAUGACAUGAAGCGUGUGCUGGAUCGUACGUGGAUGACGGUGGUGGAAUUUCGUAAGCGGAACCCAGACAUAUCAGAGGAUGACAUUCGUGUAGCCAUCAGCAAGUCAAAUCUUGUACUAAACGAUAUACCGACGGCUACAAACAAUUGUAUGGGCGACUUGAUCGCGGAAUCGGACGAGGCGACAGCAUUCGCCACACGUGACACGCUUCGCAAGACGUUUGGAGGGAUCGUGGACGAUCUGAUUAAAUCGGGAACGAGUAAUAAUGGGUCAUAUCUCAAAGCUGAGGAGUACGCGUUCAACAUAGCGGACAAGGCGUUCAGCUUUUGGGCGAUUUGGGACCCCUGGUCUGCCACUGGAGCAAUUUCUGAGUACUUUCAGCCGAUUUGUGGACCAACAGAGUACAUCGGUGAAAUUGACGACGGUGAUGCGGCGAAAGCAUUGGGCUUGUCAAUUGUUCAACGCGCUUUCAAUAAUUCCGAAGGGAUGUGGAAAAAAAGCGGCGACGGUAGUGUCACCAUUAAGUUUGAAAGCGUUGAUACGGAGGACGUGACAGUGAAUAUCAAUUCUGGCGGCCGCAAGAUCGACGAAGUUGACGUCCCAGCGGGGAAGACUGUGACGUGGAGAUCGAAUGUGACGAUGUUGGGAGGGAAGACGCUGUACCUGGAUCGAUGGCGACCGGGAUUUUUGGGUCUCCCUGGUACUGGUGGUGGAUCAUUGUUGUUGUGGAUUCCUCGAUCCAGUCAGGGUGGAAAUUUGCAGCUCACUGCAAUGUUGAAUGUCAGUUAA